AUGGUUCCCCGUCUACGAUCCGAGGGACUUCAACCAGGUGCCGGCGACCUUCGCCGCCGUUGUACUGCAGUUUGCUUCGACUAUUGGUUUCCAGGGAUUUCAACAUCUCAGAAACCAGUAGUGUUAUCUUUGGCGCACUUGACGUCCUGGAGUGCAGAACGUAUCGCUCGAGCGGCGACUCUGAAGUGUCCCGUGGAUGACAAUGCCAUAUUGGCCGAGGAAGUUUGGGAUUUCUAUAUGGCCUGGGUCGAGCACUUGCCUCGUUGCAGGUCCAGGUUGGAGGACAUGGAGAGAAGCAUGUGGGAAAUCAUUCAGCAACUCAGGUUUGACAUAUUGGGGCCAUGUGCAAAAGAGCGGAACCUCUCGAAAACUCCAAGGCCUACAACCUUUACAUAUGCCAGACUUUGGCGUCCAACUGAGCGAUAUUCAGGCCCAGAAAUCCCAUCAUUUCUGCCGGAGGAUGGCAUCGAUAACUACCGAGCCUGCAUGACACUCGCAGAAAACGGGCCAAUGACUUGCUUUACCCCGGCAGAGUUCAAGAUCAUCGAACAACUUGGACCCCAUGUGCGGCCCAUGAUCAGAACAGUAAUGAACGAAUGCAUGGGAUACUUCGAACGGGAUAUGAUGACGGGAGAAUUCAACCGGAAAAUCUUUGACCUUCACCGCCAUCUUGGCAAAAUAAUGGAACUGGGCAACAGAGUAGUUGAGCUUUGGUGCCAUAUGUUUGGCUCGGUCGAAGUCUUUGCGGACUCGUGGAACGUCAGAGUUAGGAGGGACGAAGAAUCGGGAUACGACGAGCAAGUGGAUGAGGUGGUAACUCAGCUCAAGGAUCAGGUUGAAAUCUCCAAACAGCGACAGAUCAAGAAAUCAAUUACCCAAGGAAGAUGUCUCGUUUACCUGAAUUCGAGCCCGCAAGCCAUCAAAAUGCUUGUCAUUUGUAUGAUAACCGAUCGGAUCCACGCUCUAGAUGAACUUCGCAACAACCGUCGCCAAGAAACAGGUGGCACUCUGACUGUCCAAUCUGCCGCGAGACAUUCGGCGUUCAAAAUGAAGCCGGCGAAGUUGAGUGUCCAGUUCGACUUGUAUCUUGUUGUGGACAAUAUGCUGGUGAAAGAUGCCUCCAGGAAUGGUACCGAUCACCUGAAGCUCGCAGCUGCCCGGUUUGUAGGCGUACGCGUUCAAGUUCGUUUUUCGAGAAGUUAUAUCAAAUCGAAUUCAAGUUUUCCCUUUAGCCACUUGACGAAUAAUCCUGAGGUUGAUGACCCUGGUGACUGA
Pseudogymnoascus verrucosus is the source of this 1275-nucleotide messenger RNA. RefSeq lists its product as uncharacterized. Lineage: Eukaryota; Fungi; Ascomycota; Leotiomycetes; Thelebolales; Thelebolaceae. The transcript has 4 exons. Bases 1 to 1275 code for a protein of 424 amino acids. The record is from RefSeq and is a predicted model, not a curated record.